CCCUCUCUGCCAUUAUUGCCCGCGCAGCCAUCCCCUCUCUCUCUCCCCAUCGCCCCCGUUCAUCAGUAUAUGGGGACGUCCUGCUCCUCCUCGCUUCCUCAUCCAGUCCUCCCGCCUCCUCCUCUGCUUCCUUGCUCUCACCCUGCUUCCCGUUCGCGCGCGCGCAGACACGAGCUUGUUGUCCGCCACUCCCGCCUCGUACGUGCGCUAUCCCCCACCGCCUCAGCCCGCUGUCCCCCUGCUCAUCUCAUCUCAUCUCAUCGCCGCGAUUUAUACCACCACCAGGAACCAGCCAGCCAGCCACCACUCCCUCCUCCUCAGCAUUCCGCUUCUCUACUCUAGUCUAGUCCCCAACAACAACACCGGCGGGGGCUAGCUCGUUAGGCGUGCGUGGGAGCUACUCUACUCUACUGCUAGCCGCCGCCUAGCUAGCUAGGCCUAUCCGGCCAGUAGUACAUGUGAGGUCGGUCCAUGGGGGAGGAGGUAGCGGCGGCGGCGGCGGUGGUGCUGGAGCCGCCACGGCCCAAGUCGCCGCCGAGGUACCCGGACCUGUGCGGCCGCCGGCGGCUGCAGCUGGAGCUCCAGAUCCUCAACCGCGAGAUCGACUUCCUCAAGGACGAGCUACAAUCACUAGAAGGAGUUCCACCAGUUUCUAGAAGUUGUAAAGAGGUAAAUGAGUUUGUUGGUACAAAACAAGACCCACUACUACCGAUAAAGAAGAAGACGCACAGAUCUUGCCGCCUUUUUUGGUGGAUCAGAUCAAAAUUGUGCAUAUGCGUGUCAUGGUUCUGCUGCUCCUGCCAUUGCUUGCCCAACUGCAAAAGACCAUGCUGCUUGGAUUGCUCCUGCUGCUCAUGCCCAGAUCUGUCAUGCUGCAAGCCCAGCUGCAAAUCAUGCAACAAGCCCUGCUCUUGGCCCAACAGCUGUUCAUGUUGUGACACACCAUGCUGCAAGCCAGAUUGCCCAUCCUGUAGUUCGAGCUGCAGCUCGUGCUGCAAUCUGUCGUGUUGCAACCCGAACUGUAGCUCGUGCUGCACCUGCAAUCCAUCAUGCUGUAAACCAAACUGCAACUCGUGCUGCAGACCAAACUGUAGCUCGUGCUGCAAUCCGUCAUGCUGCAAACCUAACUGCGGCUCAUGGUGGAAACCGAGCUGCAGCUGCUUCAAGGCCCCCUCGUGCUGCAAACUCCAGUGCAGCCCCAACUGCUGCACUUGCAGCCUCCCGCGCUGCUCCGGCUGCAACCCCUGCGGCAGUUGCAAGCAGUGUUGCUCAUGCCCCACCGACUGCUGCAACUGCAAGCCAAGCUGCGGCUGUUUCAGCGCGCAAUGUUGCAGCUGUGCGGCAUGCUGCUCCUCGUGCUUAAGCUGCUUCAGUUGCUUCGGUUGCUUCAAGUCCUUCAAGUGCUCCAACCUGUUCGGGUGCUGCUCCUGCAAGCAGUGCUUCAAGUGCCAGUCGUCGUGCUGCAAGGGUGCGCCAUCCUGCUGCAAGUGCCAGUCGUCGUGCUGUGAGGGUGAAGACGGCAGCAGCUGCUGCCGGAGGUCAUGCUGCAGUGUUCCGAAGCCGGCUUGCCCUGGGUGCUCGUGCGGGUGCGUUUGGUCCUGCAAGAAGUGUACAGAUGGGUGUCGAUGUUCUGGGUGCCGCAAUCCGUGCUGUGCCACUGGAUGCUUGUGUUGAGGUUGAACUAGACGUUUUCUUUGGUUGUUAUUUUUUGCGUGUGCCAUUUUAGAUGGCCGUUGGUUUCCGUCGUGCUUUGAUAUAUGGUGUGGCGUCCUUGUCUGUAAAGAAAUCCCAUGUCACCAGAAGAAAUUGAAGCGUCAAUAGUAGUCAUGAAGUACUACAAAAUUUAGAUGCCUUUUGACCUUCAUGACAUGGUACAUCUUCACCACUCUCGGAGGAUUUAGUGAAUGUCCUUUUGGCCACUUCAAUCUGUAUAGACAAUCAUAUCACUUCUUAUAUUAAGUUUUUUCAUUUGAU
Messenger RNA from Sorghum bicolor (sorghum), 1974 nucleotides. Its product is annotated as keratin-associated protein 5-1. The transcript has 5 exons. The record is from RefSeq and is a predicted model, not a curated record. The coding region runs from base 472 to 1674 and encodes 400 amino acids. NCBI's taxonomy places the organism in Eukaryota, Viridiplantae, Streptophyta, Magnoliopsida, Poales, Poaceae.